Phaethon lepturus (White-tailed tropicbird) is the source of this 1047-nucleotide messenger RNA. RefSeq names its product SH3 domain binding kinase family, member 3 (gene SBK3). NCBI's taxonomy places the organism in Eukaryota, Metazoa, Chordata, Aves, Phaethontiformes, Phaethontidae. The record is from RefSeq and is a predicted model, not a curated record. Gene Ontology annotation, molecular function: protein serine/threonine kinase activity; ATP binding. Gene Ontology annotation, biological process: peptidyl-serine phosphorylation; peptidyl-threonine phosphorylation.
AUGGAGGAGUCGGAUGAGGACGGGGAGGACAACGAGGAGUUCCUGGAGCGGCUGAUGGUGCAGACGGGCCGGGAGGUGCCGCAGCGGGAGCUGGAGGAGCACUACGCCGUGCUGGAGGAGCUGGGCAGCGGGACGUAUGGCCGUGUGGUGCUGACGGAGCCCCGGGAUGGUGGCUCGCCGGUAGUCCUUAAGCUGAUGCUGAAGGAGCAUUUCCUGCGGGAGUACUGCAUCGCCCUGUGCCUCUCCAGCCAUGCCGCCUGCCUGCGCGCCCUGCCCAUCGCCUUCGAGAGCGCCACGCACUUCGCCUUUGGGCAGGAGCUCGCUCCCGCCGGGGACCUCUGUGCCCUCCUCAGCCCGGGGGAGGGCCUGGCAGAGGAGCUGGUGAAGCGCUGCGCAUCCCAGCUGGCCGAGGCGCUGGACUUCAUGCACAGCCGUGCCCUGGUGCACAGGGAUGUCAAGCUGGACAACGUGCUGCUCUUUGACCACGAGUGCCGGCGGGUGAAGCUGGGUGACUUCGGGCUCACCCGCGUGCAGGGCUCAGCAGUGGGUGCCAUGUCCGGCACCCUGCCCUAUGCCCCGCCAGAGCUCUGCCUGCUCCAGGGCUCCGACACGCUGGAGCUGGACUCCAGCCUGGACGUCUGGGCCUUUGCCGUCCUGCUCUUCUGCCUCUGCACUGGCUGCUUCCCCUGGGCCGUGGCCACCAGCUCCGACCCCCAGUUCGAGGACUUCAGCGCCUGGCAGGGCAGCGCGGCAGGGCAGGCGGUGCCGGUGUCCUGGCGGGGCUUCAGCUCUGGGGCGCUGGAGAUGCUCCGGCGCCUGCUGACACUGGACCCUGACCGCCGGAGCCCGGCCAUCGAGGUGCAGAAAUACCUGUCCCUGCCCUGGGUGAUGGCUCCCGGUGCUGGGCAGUCAGCACUGAGCAGCUCCCGAUCCCCCCUUACCACUGGCGAGGGGGAGAGCCCGGGGGGCACUGGGGGACGGGAUGCUGCUGGUGGGGGAGAUGGGGUUCCCAUGCCGCCCAUGAACACACUGGCCCCGUGCUGGUAG